GAAGUGAGCCGCUGCAAACCGGAAGCCAAAUAAUGAGGACACGGUGAGGCUGGAAGUGGGGAAAGAGCUACACAGACGAACUCAUCGAGCACACCGAGUGCAACAUCAGUGUGGUCCUGUCCGCCUGUGCUUGACGACAAGCCAGUAACGGCCAUGUCUUCAGCGGUGGACCUCAAGACCAAGGAGGAGAAGGAUGCAGAGCUGGACAAAAGAAUUGAAGCCUUAAGGAAAAAGAACGAAGCUCUGGUCAAGCGCUAUCAGGAAAUAGAAGAGGACAAGAAGAAGGCAGAGCAGGAGGGUAUUGCAGUGACCACGCCCCGCAAGCCCCGCCCCCACGAGCCAGAGUCAGACCGUAGGAAGACAGAGAAAGAAAACUUCACGCUCGCAGUCGACACGCCCGGGUCCUCAUCAGGGGAUGCCAGAAUCGUGGACGAAUGGAAGCCGCCCACGCCCCGCGGUCGGAAAGUGUCCGAGGACAGCGACGGCCACAGCCCCCCCAGGAGGACAGGCUCGGGGCGAGUGGGGAGGGGAGGAGGUCCCAGAGGGGGUGGAGGCGGCGGUGGUCGCCAGGAGAGGAGAGAACGGGAACCCCGUACCCCUAGAGGUGGAGAGCCAGCUGAAAUGGGGGGACAAGGGCGACGGGGAGGAAGGAGAGGGAGAGGAGGAGGAGGAGGAGGAGGAGGAGAUGCAGAUGCUGGAGGGACACCAGGGGGCGUGGACAGGAAGUCCAAGCAGGAAUGGGAGGAGAAAAGGCGACAGAACAUCGAGAAGAUGAAUGAAGAAAUGGAGAGAAUAGCAGAGUAUGAGAGAGGACAACGGCAGGACGGAGACAAGCCCAUCCGUAACUUCCUGGAUGACCCACGACGUUCCGGCCCGGCUCCAGACACCGACCGCAAAGAGGGCAGCAGGAGACACGUACGAAACUGGGGCGGGCUAGACUUCGACAACGUGAAGACCGGGACUGACCUGGAGAAAGAAUGGACCAGUCGGCGCCCCGGCCCGAGAGGCUCCAUGGACAUGACCAUGUCGAUGACGGGCCGCGAACGGGCCGAGUACCUGCGCUGGAAGAAGGAGCGCGAGCAGAUUGACGAGGAGCGACUGGCACGCCAUCGCAACGCCACCGGCCAGUGGAGACGAGAGUGGGAUGCGCAGAAGACGGAGAACAUGUUCAAGGACGACGCACAAGUGGCGGCAGAGGGUGUCACGGCAGAGCAGGGUGGCAGGAGGGCCCGGGGGCGUAACUUUCGUGGCGAGCCUCGGGGCAGAGCCUCAGAUGACGGCAAGCGACCCCCUAAAACGCCCACAUUUGGCGACUUCCUGUCCCAGGGCAGGCAGCAGGGAUCCAGAGGAGACCAGAGCAGAGGAAAAGGAAGAGGACAGAAGCCCAGCUAUAGCAUGCAUGACAACCGCUGGGAAGGUGAAAAAGAAGAUGAGGAGACGGAGAAGAAUGACAAGCCAAAGCGGGAGAAGACCCAGAAGGAGAAAGAGAAGUCCAAACCUCCUCCAGAAGAGAAGGCGGCCGAGGCUGGAGAUGAGGAGGAUGAGGACCAGUGGGAAGACGCCAGCGAUGGAGAGCAGGAAGGGUCAGACGAUGAAAAUGAUUCCAGGGGCGAUGAGAAGAAAGACUCUGGCAAAGACGACUCCCCCACUACAUCCUUGCCUCGCUCCAGACCGUCGUCGGCCGGAAGCCCCAAAGAGCAGCGGACCCCCCGGCCCAAGGUCCACAUACCGCCUCCCUCAGCAGCCUCGCUGGGCCCAUCCGAAGCGGGGAAGCCUGUUAGCCCCUUCUCCCCGCUGGACGGCCACCAGCCUGUUUCGGACUGGGGGGAGGAGAUGGAGAUGCUGUCACCACGGAGCAGCAUGGGGGGAGAGAGCUCACUGAAACCCCCCAGUGCUGAGAACAGCCCUGCACAAAAGAAGGAGGAGGCGGAGGACACCACCACCGUUGAGGGGGACACAGCUGCUCCAGCCACUCCAGAAAAGGCGGAAGUCCAACGAGCCGUCAUAGUCUCAGAACCGGAGUCCACUCCUGCAGACUCCUUGGAAACACCGCCAUCAUCGUCUGAGGUCACUCCAUCAGAGGUGUCUGAACCCGCCGCCCUGGAGGUCAGUGAAGACAACCCGGAAACGACUGCCCCCGAUUCGCAAGACAAAGCUGACAGUCCGCCACCCGCUGUCCUGGUGACCGAGGCCGCCGCCGCCGCUGAAGCAGGAAGAGAUGACGACAAUGACACGAAUGGAGAUCACGUCACUGACACCACCACCACAUCAGAGAUUCCCCCCCAACAGCCAACCUCAGGCUGAAGCCGCCGCCGCCGCUGGCUUGCUCCUGAAGACGAUGACAUUGCUGGAGUGAUGUCUCUCACACGCACAAACAAACAAAAAAAAACUUCACAAGGAGAGGGAGGGGCAAAGCCUCGCCGCCGCGCCGUGCUCCGCUUUCACUCGUCCGUCUUUGGGAGUGUCACGUCUCAGGGCUGACGGCAAGGCAGACGAGCACAUCUGGACAACUUCAUCACUUGAACCGAGCUGCUGGAAUCAGCUGACAGCACGCCCUGUGACCACACCCCCACAAUCCCUCCCUCAGAUGAACCAAUCACAAGGCUGCCCCGUCUGCACAGAGUGACAUUCACAUUUUUUAUUUGCAAUAACUCUUUUAAGUCGUCAUCGACAACAGGUAUUUUUCUACAGUUUUUAUCUGAUUUAAGCGGCAGUCGGCAGGCAAUAUGCAAAAUAGUCCACUGUAUAGCCAAUUGUGCAUUUAAAUGUUCAAACAAAAGGAUGCACUUGUUUUCUGUUGCCCCUUUCUUGUUGAGCUCAGGUUAGUUGAUGUUUCUGCUGCAAUGCACACGUCUUAUGUCACUGCAGUAAUACAUUCUCUGCUCAGAAGAUGGGAACUACAAUAAGGAUUCAUAAUUAGGUGUUCCAAAAAUUCUCCUCAGUUUGUAUAAUGCAAGAUUGAAAUGGACAAUUAAGUGUAUGUGUGGAAACGGGUCUCGAUGUAUUCAUGAUAUGACACAGACCCUAAAGCAGCUGCUUAAAGCAAUGAAUAAAAAUUCCAUGUCAGGAGGUGAA
Messenger RNA from Doryrhamphus excisus (bluestripe pipefish), 3075 nucleotides. It is a transcript of the gene ccdc9, whose product is annotated as coiled-coil domain containing 9. Lineage: Eukaryota; Metazoa; Chordata; Actinopteri; Syngnathiformes; Syngnathidae. The record is from RefSeq and is a predicted model, not a curated record.